AUGGCGGAUGACCAAACAUCUCUGCAAGCAGAUAUUCCAGCCCACUUCUUACAUUCACCAACCUCACAAGAUGAUUUGCAUUUACCUCAGACUAUCGCCCAUCGCGGGUAUAAGGGCCAAUACCCCGAAAAUACCAUCUGCGCCAUUGAUAAAGCAAUCACAGCAGGAACGCAUGCUCUUGAGUUAGAUUUGCACCUCUCUCGGGACGGAGUCGUUGUUUUGUCACAUGAUGUGCUAUUGCAACGUUGCUUUGGUAUCAAGAAAAGAGUUUCUGACUGCGACUGGGACUACUUGAAAACUCUUCGUACAUUGCAAGCACCGCAUGAGCCGAUGCCGCGGUUACUAGACGUCUUAGAAUAUCUGCGACAACCCGGCCGUGAAAGUGUCUGGGUUCUGCUGGACAUCAAACUUCAAAAUGAUCCUGCUACAAUUAUGCAGGGUAUCGCCAAGGUGGUCGAGUCAGUGCCCAUUCCGGCUAUAGGCCCAGAUUGGCAUCGACGCCUUGUUCUUGGCUGCUGGUCAGCCCGAUAUCUACCCCCUCGUGCCAAGUAUCUCCCCCGGUACGAGAUGGCGCUGAUAUGUGUUGACUUGAGCUAUGCUCGCCAGUUCCUGCACGUGCCUCGCAUUUCAUUCAAUAUCCAUCAAAAAAGCUUGAUGGGUCCGUUAGGUCGUGGGUUCUUGGAGGAGGCGCGUGCGGCUCGUCGUAAGGUGUAUCUAUGGACAGUGAACGCGCCAAAUUUGAUGAGAUGGGGUAUCAGACACCAGGUAGAUGGUAUUAUCACAGAUGACCCACUGCGGUAUCAAGAAGUCCGCGAGCAGUGGGCGUCGGAACAGAGGAAAGGAGCGCUUGCCUCUUCCAAUCCAAAGGCAGAUCGCCUGACCUUGGGACAACAAGUUGAGAUCAUUCUAGUGGCGGUUUAUGUCCUCACGUUUGGCUGGUUCCUCAAGCGCAAAUAUCUUCCAACGGUGGAGCGUGUACGCAUCGAGGAGCGAAAGAUGGCGUGA
This is a messenger RNA of Penicillium verhagenii, 1005 nucleotides long. RefSeq names its product glycerophosphodiester phosphodiesterase. The record is from RefSeq and is a predicted model, not a curated record. The coding region runs from base 1 to 1005 and encodes 334 amino acids. NCBI's taxonomy places the organism in Eukaryota, Fungi, Ascomycota, Eurotiomycetes, Eurotiales, Aspergillaceae. The transcript is spliced from 4 exons. Gene Ontology annotation, molecular function: phosphoric diester hydrolase activity. Gene Ontology annotation, biological process: lipid metabolic process.